AUGGCGACGGAGUACGAGCGCAAAAGACUAGAGAACAUCAAACGGAACGAUGAGAUGUUGGCGGCUCUCAAUGUUCAAGCCAAAGCUUCUCUUCUCUCCGCCGCAACCAAACGCCCUCGAGCUUACUCUAAGAAGAAGAAGAAGAAACCUGAAACGCCCAUUGUUAUACGGAAGUCUCUACGCAGCAGAGGAUUGGAUCCAGAUGGGUCUUCAGAUAAACCCAAACGUGUGGCUCCUCCACUGAACGCAUCGCCUCCGGUAUUGGAUCCUCUAGUCUUCGAUGAAGCUUAUAGUGGAAACGGUUCGUAUACGCAAUUCGCUGAGACUUUUUUGUCUAUUGCCGUUAAACAAUCUUGUAGAGUAAAAUUGGUUAAGGAUGAGGAUGAGUCUCCUAUGGUGAGGAGAAGAACUAGAAGCUCUGCUCUCAAAUCUAAUGUUGCUGUCAAAAAGGAAAGGUCAGAUUUUGAUUCUGAUUUUCCGGUUAAGCCUGAGAUAAUCGAGUCCGAGAGUGGUUUUGAUAUCGGAUCGUUGAGUCUAGAGCCGCAUAACGUAGCAAGUGUUGUCCCUGGGAGGAUUUUGGUUGUAAAGUUCUUACCUUGCGAAGAUGUUAAGAUGGUUGCUGCUGGGGACAAACUUGGGAAUGUUGGAUUUUGGAGUUUGGAUUCCGAAAAUGAGGAUCAGAUACAUCUGUUCCAGCCUCACACUGCCCCAGUUACAUCUCUAGUGUUUCAACAAAACUCUUUCUCAAAGGUUAUUAGCAGCAGCUACGAUGGUCUAGUCCGGUUGAUGGAUGUUGAGAAGUUGGUUUUUGAUGUGGUUUGUUCGAGCGAUGAUCCUAUAAUAUCUCUCUCGCAGAGACCAAAUGAUGAGCAAAGCUUAUACAUUGGUGACGGAUAUGGAAUGUUGAAUGUAUGGGACCUCCGAGCAGGAAAAUCUGUUUCCCAUUGGAGAUUACAUGGAGCUUGGAUAAACUCUAUAGACUUCAACCCGCAAAAUCCCAGUGUCAUGGCUACAAGCUCCACAGAUAGGACUGCUUGCCUUUGGGAUUUGAGAAGCAUGGGAGCAACAAAACCAACAACAUUGAGGACUGUAAGUCAUCGCAAGGCUGUGCACUCUGCUUACUUCUCUCCUUCUGGCCUUUCUCUUGCAACUACGUUCCUUGACAACUAUGUUGGUAUUCUAAGCGGGGCCAAUUAUGAGGAUAGUUCCAUGAUAUAUCAUGACAAUAGCACCAACUUGUGGAUCUCCAGUUUCAGGGGAGUGUGGGGAUGGGAUGAUUCAUACAUCUUUGUGGGGAAUCAGUCAAAAAGAAUGGAUGUGAUCUCUCCAAAACUAAAGUAUGAAAUCUGUUCCAUGCAGAAUCCAUUGCCAUCCUCUUAA
Molecule: messenger RNA, 1380 nt
Organism: Microthlaspi erraticum
Lineage: Eukaryota; Viridiplantae; Streptophyta; Magnoliopsida; Brassicales; Brassicaceae
Source: the annotation of a GenBank genome assembly